Molecule: messenger RNA, 1361 nt
Organism: Pelagomonas calceolata
Lineage: Eukaryota; Pelagophyceae; Pelagomonadales; Pelagomonadaceae
Source: the annotation of a GenBank genome assembly
UGUUAUAGCCUAACCCCCUCGCCCGCUAACGAGCGGUUGCGAAAGACGAGACUGUGUUGUGUGGUGCGUGGCCUCAGGCAAUAUAGGGGCUGUCUCUAAGACUAGCAUAUCGAGAUCCGGCUGGGCAGAACGCAGGCUUUUAAAAUCGGUCUUAUUCGUCCGAUCAAAUAGCACCGAAUGAAGCUCGCUCUCCUCGUCGUGCUCCUCGCGGGCUGCGUCCGCGAAGCGCAAUCAUCGUCGCAGGGCCAACAGGACGGCAUCGUGCGGAGUAUCUUUGAAGUGAUCAGCACGACGAAUAGGUACUUCGUCGAGCUCGGUUUCGACGCCGCGAGCUACGAGGACCCGGGCGCGACGGGCAGCAACACGCACGCGCUGUGGUUGGAUGGAUGGCGCGGUCUACUGAUUGACGGGGACCACGAGAACGAAACGAUAAAUCUGCACCGCGCGUUCGUGACUUCCAGUAAUGUCGUCGCGCUGCUGCGGAAACUGGGAACGCCGCUCGAGCCGGACUAUAUAAGUAUCGACGUCGACUCGACCGAUUUAUAUAUUCUUGAGCGAGUACUAACGACGCUGCGGCCGCGCGUCGUGACGAUCGAGUACAACUCCAACUUCGGCGACGGCGACAGCAGCGCGCUCGCGUUCCCGGACACGGACUGGAUGCCGCUCGGCGCAUCAAAGGGCGCGUUCGCGGCGACUUGCUUUUACGGGUCGUCUGCCUCCGCAAUUUAUGCCGUCGCCACCGCCGCGGGCUACGUUGUGGUCGGCGUCGUGUACGGCCUCGACCUCGUGCUGGUGAGGGCGAGCCUCUGGCCACAUCCAGGAAUUCCGCUGGCGAAUUUGACAAAGCGCCUCGACACGUGGCCAGCGAUGAGCGUCGAGGACGCCGCUGCCCUUAUUGAUCACUCUGUAUAUGCCGCAGGAGGCUCGCUCUGCGCGGCGCGGCGCGCAGCCGCGAUUGCCUUGAGGCGCCUCGCGCGCGCGCCCAAUCUUGAACCCUGUACGUGCUUUUUGGGAGACGCGGACUGUGUACAAUUUACGAAGGGCUGCUCGUGCUUCCGCGAUUUGGCGGAUUUGCCCGUGCCCGACUGCGUGGAUGUCACAUCACCACACGCCGCCGACGUCAAAGCAGUCAGCGUCGAGGGCCACCGCUGGCGGGCGCGCGUCGACCUGCCGGCGGCCUACCUUGAUAGAUUAGACGCGUCGUGGUUUCGGACGAGCGUCAAAAUCGAUGUCGGUCCGGGUGGCGCUACGGAAAAAUAUGGCUAGGCCUGUCUUGUGUAACUGCCGCAUACCCUGCACUAACUUGAAUGUACCGUGACCGCAUGCGGUACAUUAGUCUGCGCGCUCGUGAUAAUGUCACC